GACCGUUGCGUGCUACCUAACCCCGCGAGGGUAAUUUAUCUUUUUUAAUUUAUUUUAGCGUGUUAUUUAUUAAACACGUAGCGACUGAAGUUAGAAUACUACCUGAAUAACUUAUAUAUUAAAAAUGUCGAUCUGGAUUCUCUUAUUAUUGUUGGCUUCUGGAAAUGGCCAGUUCACCCAAGAAUCAGCGGAAUUUACUUCAAGGCCACCUUCACGGAAUCGUUACGAUGAAAGGGAUCAGAAUACAGGCUUUGGAUACCGAAAUCCUUUAGGUCAAAAUGAGAAUGUUAUAAUUAAAGAAGCCACAUAUUUUGUCGUUGCAUCUCGUAUGGUUAGACCAGAUCAAGUGUACAGAGUUGCUGUAAACAUUCUUCACAGCCCGUUACCUAUAACAGUGCGUUCAUCUAUUCAACGCAAUGGUGUAGAAGUUGCAACGGAUUAUCAGGAAGUGAAGGAGAACAUACCAGAAACUCUAAUGAUGCGCAUGCCACCUACAUCCGUAGGUGGUGAUUAUAAACUGCGCAUUGAAGGGAUGUACAACAGUCUGAAAGGCGGCCAGGCCUUUUUGAACGAAACCAAAUUAAUAUUCUCACAACGUUCCAUGACUAUAUUCAUACAGUUGGACAAACCUGUGUAUAUGCAAGGGGAUACUGUGCGAUUCAGAACAAUUCCAAUAGACACAGAAUUGAAAGCAUAUAACAGUCCUGUGGAUGUAUUUAUGUUAGAUCCAAACAGGAGAAUUAUGAGAAGAUGGCUUAGCAGGCAGAGCAAUCUAGGUACUGUGUCGCUGUCAUAUCAAUUAUCCGAUCAACCUGUUUUCGGGGAAUGGAUUGUGCAAAUAAUAGCGCAGAGUCAAGUAGAGGAGAAAACGUUCUUGGUAGAAGAGUACUAUCAAACACGUUUCGAGGUGAACGUUACGAUGCCUGCGUUCUUCUUCGACAAUGAUCCCUAUAUUUAUGGCAUUGUUCAGGCGAAUUAUACCUCGGGCGCGCCGGUGAGAGGUAAUCUAACUUUGAAAGCCAGCUUCAAGCCAUUGGACAGAACGCGCAAUCCUUCGGAGAUUGACCCAGUUGAAAGAUAUUUUAAUUUUAACGAAUAUUAUCCAGCAUGGUUUAGACCAUUAAACUUCUUUGAGGAGAGAAUACCAGUAUUGAGGUUCUUUAAAGGAACGUAUUAUUUUCAAUAUCCUAUGGAGGAAUUAUUGAGCAUUGUUCAAUCCAUCGACGGAAUGGAGGUCACCGUAAUUGCAACAGUAGGCGAGAGAUUCUUGGAUGAAGUAGUCGUCGGCUUUUCUACGGCAAGGAUUUUUAAUUCGACUACAAAAAUCCGUUUCCUCGGCGGUAGUCCACAAGUCUUUAAACCCGCGAUGCCGUUUUCGUUAAAUCUAGUUGCAUCCUUUCAUGACAACUCGCCGCUGCGACUUACGCAGCUCACUGGCGCUAAGAUGGAAAUUCGCGCAGACAUCGAGAUGCGAAGCGGACGUCGUAGCAUCGAUACCCAGUAUCCAGUAGUGUCGCCGGAACACGCGGAUGUAUGGUCUAUAAAAAUGGAUCUCAGAAAACAACUCGGGCUGGAGCAAAACAGCGAUGUUAAUCAGAUUCUGAACGAUGUUACUUCUAUGAGGAUCUACGCACACAUGACUGACGGUGAAGGUUACAGAACCCAGACCGAAUUACUACUGCUCGCUCACGAGUCUCCGAAUAUGAAGCACAUCAAGAUAUCAACCUCUACUGAAAAACCUAAAGUUGGCGAAUACAUGGUGUUUCAUGUACAAACCAAUUUCUAUAUCGAUGCCUUUAACUACAUAAUCAUGUCCAAAGGUAUAAUACUUUUGACUGGAGAAGACAAUAUGCAACAUAACGUAAAGACCUUUGCGAUACCUUUAAGUCCUGAGAUGGCUCCCGUUGCAACCGCGGUGGUAUAUUACGUGGGUCGUUAUGGCGAAGUUGUGGCAGAUUCGUUGACUUUCCCGGUGAAUGGCAUCUCACGCAACAACUUCACCGUAUUUAUCAAUAACAAGAAAGCAAGAACGGGCGAGCGCGUCGAAGUGGCCAUCUAUGGCGAACCCGGCGCCUACGUUGGAUUGUCGGGUAUUGAUCGUUCAUUCUACACUAUGCAAGCAGGCAACGAACUAACGUAUGCAAACGUGAUCACGAAAAUGGCACACUUCGACGAAGAUACCAAUGGCACUCAUUUGCACACCUGGCAAUAUCACGACGGUGAUCCGGACGAGAUCGUGUACUUCCCGUCGUCCACUUUCGGUAUCGACGUCAAUCGCACGUUUGAUUAUAUCGGCUUGAUUGUCUUCACGGAUGCUGUGAUACACCGGCGGCACGAACUCUGCAAUCAAACUCAAGGAUAUGGCGAAUGUCUAUCCGGUCGGUGUUAUAGGUUGGAGAAAAAAUGUGAUGGUGUAUUUGACUGCGAGGAUGGCACGGACGAGACGCGGUGCGUCGAGCGAAACACAACUGAAUUGGCGCAAUUCCGUAAAUGGCGUUUUAAUCGAAUUCAGAGGCAUUACGAAAACGUCUGGUUGUGGAAGGACAUUAAUAUCGGUCCACAUGGCCGGCAGAUCUUCAACCUGGACGUGCCACGAAGACCGGUUCAUUGGAUGGUCACAGUAUUCAGCAUGUCACCCAGCAUGGGUUUCGGCAUGUUGCCAAGAGCGCUGGAAUAUACCGGAGUUCUGCCGUUUUACAUAAAUGUGGAGAUGCCGACUCGCAGCAGGCAAGGCGAACAGAUCGGUAUUCGUGUGUCUGUUUUCAAUUACAUGCGUUACAAUAUCGAGGCGACGGUAGUAUUGGCAGACUCCAGAGACUACAAAUUUGUCCACGUCGAGGACAAUGGCAUUGUACAGUCGUACAAACCACGCACUUCCUUCGGCGAACAUCAGUUUUUCAUCUGGAUUCCUGCACAGGAUGCUAACAUCGUUUAUUUGCCCAUCGUACCGAUGAGACUCGGCGAGAUCAAAAUUCAAAUCUACGCUAACACUUUAAUUGGCAGGGACUCGGUGACUCGCCAUCUGUACGUCGAGGCCGACGGAGUGCCGCAGCAUCGGCAUCAAUCGAUACUACUGGAUCUCAGCAAUCGAGCCUAUGUAUUCCAAUACAUGCACGUAAACAUCACCGAGACACCGAUCAUACCAUAUGAUGAGAACCGUUAUUACGUGUUCGGAUCCAACAAGGCGACCAUUAGUUUGGUCGGCGACGUGGUGGGACCGAUCUUUCCGACAAUGCCGGUAAAUGCGACGAGCCUCAUGAAUCUGCCAAUGGAUUGCGCCGAACAGAACAUGUUUAGCUUCGCCGCCAAUAUGUAUACCACUCUGUACAUGCGUCUGAUUAAUCAGCGCAAUCGCACGCAAGAAAAAGAGAGCUUCUACUACAUGAAUAUCGGCUAUCAGCGACAGUUGUCGUUUAUGAAUCCCGAUGGAUCUUUCAGCUUUUUUCGCACUGAUUGGAACCAGUCGAUGUCAAGCGUCUGGUUGACAGCGUUUUGCGCACGGGUAUUCCAGGAGGCCAGCUUCUACGAAUGGGAGAACUACUUGUACAUCGAUACCGAGGUGAUAUCUCAGGCAGUUUCGUGGAUACUGAAACAUCAAACGCCAGAAGGCGCGUUCUACGAGGUAACCUGGCUGCCGGACCGGAAGAAGAACAGUUCCUUGAAUUUUAGAAACGAUAUAAUUGCCCAUCGGAACAUUAGUCUUACUGCUCAUGUCCUUAUCACGUUGGAAAGCGUCAAAGAUCUCACUGGCGGCUUAGGUUCUCAAGUGGCUCUCAGCGCGGCCAAUGCUAUUAAAUGGUUGGAGAGAAAUCUGAAUCUGCUGGAAGAACGCGGCAAGCCAUUCGAAAUAGCGAUAGUAGCUUAUGCACUUUUGAUGGCGAAAGCCUCGACCGCCGAACAAGCUUUCAAUAUUCUGGCGAGACACGCACGGAGAGAAGGUGGGCUGACGUACUGGGGUAGAGAACAGGUGCCGCUUCCUCCGUACAAGUUAGAGAAUCAGAAGCCUUUCCUGCUACCGCGCUUACCUUACAAAUAUGACUCUGAAAACAUAGAAACAACCGCAUACGCGUUACUCGUGCACGUUGCCCGACAAGAGAUCAUGAUAGAACCGAUUGUUAAAUGGUUGAAUGCACAGAGAUUAACGGAUGGUGGAUGGGCCUCUACUCAGGAUACCGUUUGGGCGAUGAAGGCGCUAAUGGAAUACACCGUGAGAUCGAGAAUUAGGGAUGUCAGUUCGCUCAUGGUAACAGUGGAGGCUACCGCUUUGCCGGGACAGACCAAGACAUUGACCGUAAACGACAAGAAUCUGGCAAGACUUCAAACCAUCGAGAUACCGGAAGCAUGGGGAACUGUGAAAGUGCAGGCAAAAGGCGCGGGCUAUGCUAUUUUACAAAUGCACGUGCAGUAUAACGUAGAUAUAAAAAGAUUCCAAACGCAGCCACCGAUUAAAGCCUUCGAUCUAGUCACCAGAGCGAACUUCCACGGCAGAAAUCAAUCUCACAUCUCAUAUCUUAGUUGUCAAAGAUGGACGAAUCUCAAUGAAUCCGCGCGUUCUGGUAUGGCUGUGUUGGAUGUAGCCAUACCAACCGGUUACAUAAUCCAGCAGCAAACGCUGGAUAAAUACAUCUUAUCAAAACGGGUGAGAAAUCUCCAGAGAGCACGUUUCCAAGACAAGAAAGUGCUUUUCUACUUCGAUUAUCUGGACUACGAAGAGACAUGCGUAAACUUCACAGUGGAACGUUGGUAUCCUGUCGCAAAUAUGUCGCGAUAUCUUCCCAUUCGCAUUUACGACUAUUAUUCGCCAGAACGUUUCAACGAAUCUAUAUUCGAUGCACUGCCAACGUAUACUUUAAAUAUAUGCGAGGUUUGUGGCAGCUCACAGUGUCCUUACUGCCCAAUUUACAAUGUCGCUACACUUUUAGCCACACCGACAGGAUUCCUGCUUAUCGCAUCGUUUGUCGUCACGAUAACAAGGUAUUUCCAAACGCAACAAUUCGGUGACGGCUAGCAAUAAUUACAAAGGUAAAAACGUUCGAUCUUUGUCAAUUUCUAUUGCCAUGGUUUGCCUUUGCUAACAGAGCACAAAUAUUGAAUGGUACGAUAAUCGAAACAUAUAAUUUUGUAAAAAUGAUAAGAAUGUGCGAGUCAAAUAGAAGACAAAUUAUUUCUGCGAGAACAAUCAAUAAUUUUAAUUAAUUAUUCCGCGUAAUUACGCGAACAGCCAUUAUUAAAAUGAUUACGCUAUGAGUUUUAAUUCCUCUUUUCAAUGAAAGCAAUUAUUUGUUUUUGUUAAUUUUGACUAUUUUUGUAUGCGAUAUUUAUAUCGAAGAUCUCUUCUCUUUAUGCUAUAUAAUUUAUGUAAGAGAUAUAUUCAACUAAAAUUUUGUUAUCUUUUGACUUAUUUUUAUGCGCUUUUAUAUUUAUAGAGACUAAAAUUUUUUAAAAGAUCAUAUUAUCAAUUAUGAAAUAAAACAAUUUAUAAUCUCUUAUUAUUUAUCCGAAGAGGUUUUGCAAUAAGCAAAAAGCAUAAUAUUAAUUACUCUCUAAUACAAAAUGCACAAACAAAACUCAUAUAUUACAUCAUGAUUAAGAUUGUAUUGUCGAAAGUAAUCAUUUCGGAGAAUAUUGAUUGAGAGUAAUUUUAGGCGUUUUCUACAACGCCCAAGCAAUUUGAUUGUAUAUUGUUCGACGAUUAUUAUUACUUUUAUAAAUAUUAUAUUAUCCGUCCUGUGUUUUUUUAGAAUGCAUAAAGUUGUUUUUUACAUGGUUAGGGCAUUGUACUCUUGGAGGCAAAGCAUCUCAAGUACAAAUCAAACAUAAUAGUUGUAGCCAGCGAUUUUCGUUAGCUAUGCUAUUAACUAUUAUUACCAAAAUAAUAACGGCAAAAGUGUUCGUAGUAAUUAAAAGAGUAUAUCAAAGAGGAUACAUUAUAUACUAGUUUCGGAUUUUUAAUAAACUAUGUAAAACGCUUUUCUCCCAAAUUUUUUUUGUUCAAUAGUUUUCAUCUUCAUUCUUGGAUAUUCCUUAUUUUAUUUAUAUUAUUUACAGAAUUAUAUAUUAUUUGUAGAUCGUGCCUUCGUAGUGCUCGUUAAAAUUCUUGAUUAAAAAAAAAAAGAACUGCUUCCUGUUUUUUAUAUUACUUCAGUUUUUGAAUAUAUACAAAAAGAAUCAUUCAAAGAAGCAACACAAGAUUUGAAUGUGUGAUUCGGCAAAAUGUGUAAAUAGUAGAAUAGGAGACAAAUAUUCCAAAACUCGAUUCAAAAUCGAGUAAAUUAUAAUGAUACCGUCCUGUUUAUAUAUAAAUAUGUACUUGCGUGGAUCAAGAGAUUUUAUGCCGUCCCGAUAAUUAGUGCCUCAAGAAAAUACAUUUAUGUGUAUAGAUAUGUAUCUGUUAAAAAAAAAA
Messenger RNA from Formica exsecta, 6403 nucleotides. RefSeq names its product CD109 antigen (gene Mcr). Gene Ontology annotation, cellular component: extracellular region. The record is from RefSeq and is a predicted model, not a curated record. Gene Ontology annotation, molecular function: protein binding; endopeptidase inhibitor activity. The transcript has 6 exons. Lineage: Eukaryota; Metazoa; Arthropoda; Insecta; Hymenoptera; Formicidae. The coding region runs from base 125 to 5008 and encodes 1627 amino acids.